UUACGUGACUUGGCACUCGGACAUUCUUGGUUAGGAGGAGUGCGUGAAGGAUCUGACCGAAUUCCAAUGGCAACCUCUCUCACUGGCGUCGGUAUUCUCUGGGCUACUUUGUCCCUUGCGGCCGCAUUGUUAUGCUGCACAGGAUUCUAUCUGCCGUUCUGGAUUCAGGGUCGUUUGCUCGGCAAAGUGGAUGCAUAUUUCAGCUCCUUCCGCCGCUGUAAUUACCCCCGUGUGAACCCUCAGGGUGUUGUUGAAAUUGUAGUGGAAUGCGGUCGAUAUUCCAGGUUUUGGGACAUACCAAGCCCAUGGUGGCAGGCUAGCACUAUAUUAGUUGGGACAGGAAGUGCCCUCAGUUUGCUCAUUGCUGUAACAGCUACAGCUGCCUGCUGUAUUACCUACGUCAUCCAUUCAGGAAAUGCGAAAAUAGCUGGAUCAGCCCAACUAUUAUCAGCUCUUCUGGUGAUAGGGGGAGCGGCGGUCUACCCUGUGGGAUGGGACAACAGAGAGAUGCGGGAGUCCUGCGGGAACAGCAGUCAAAUAUAUAGACUAGGCACCUGCCAGUUGUCAUGGUCGGCGUAUCUGUUAGCAUUCGCAGUUCUUCUAUUGCUGGUGUGUUUCUGUCUAAGUUUUUGCGCGUCUCGGGUGAAAGCCGGCUCGUUCAGGAUCUGAGUGUACAGCGUAGGCAUGUUACGGAUCAACGUGUAGCUCUCAGGCUGGCGAAUCAGGUGCCAAUGACGAACUCCAUCGAGUGCCUCGACGAGACAGCUGGGACCUCGAAAAACCAUCUGCCAUUGAAAAUUAUCCACGCAGAUAUUGAAAACGUGCCGCUUUCACCCGUGAUAGGUGUCGCGAACAUUAGUGAUGCCGUGAAAAGUUUGCCGAAGUGUUUGUUGCAUACGGACGGAACUGUUUUCGACUAAUCAUUUCAGGGCAAUCGUCAAAUUUUCCUCCACUUCCUAGGCAGUUUCAUCAGGAGAACAGAACUGUGAUGAAAUCAACCAUCAUUUUUCAUCAAGAAAAUAGGAACAGAAUAAAGUCAUCAAUUUUUUUUUUUCAAAUUUUUGUUUCUUUCAUAUCGUCAUUUGGCGUUGGAAAUCCUGUAUUAAGCUUGUUUCUUCCCAAGAAAAAGCAUUUUUUCCCACUGAUACUAUUUCCAAGACGAUAUUUGAGAAAUAUAAAAUCAUUUUUUGAACAAAGAUUAUGCAGUAAAAUAUUUACAAAUAUUACAAUAUACUAUAAGGAUAAAGUUCAGAUGGACUGUCUUGGAAGUGAUCAUAAAUGGAUUAUACUUUCACUGUGAAUAUGUUACUUCCUAUUCAAGGAAUUUGUUUGUUAUUGAAUGGAUUCUUAUCAGAACCGUAUCCAUUAUUGUGUUCGAAUAAAAUGUUGUGUUUGAGCGAGAAAGAGACUAUUAUAUUAAUCAUUCCAGAACGCCGAAAACGAUGUUGAAAGUUCAGUCAGAAUCAUCACAGAAUUUCUGAUUCACGGAAUGCUUUUUUUUGCAUUUUCGUUGAUCCAUUCGUUAAAUUUAUCAUUGAAACCAAAUGAAUGUGUCGAACUCUAAUAAAGACUCGA
This is a messenger RNA of Coccinella septempunctata (seven-spotted ladybird), 1575 nucleotides long. Its product is annotated as LHFPL tetraspan subfamily member 6 protein-like. The coding region runs from base 67 to 669 and encodes 200 amino acids. Gene Ontology annotation, cellular component: membrane. Lineage: Eukaryota; Metazoa; Arthropoda; Insecta; Coleoptera; Coccinellidae. The record is from RefSeq and is a predicted model, not a curated record. The transcript has 6 exons.